Molecule: messenger RNA, 1483 nt
Organism: Gordionus sp. m RMFG-2023
Lineage: Eukaryota; Metazoa; Nematomorpha; Gordioida; Chordodea; Parachordodidae
Product: nucleobindin-2-like
Exons: 12
Coding region: 102-1238 (378 amino acids)
Cellular component (GO): endoplasmic reticulum-Golgi intermediate compartment; extracellular exosome
Molecular function (GO): calcium ion binding
Source: RefSeq, a predicted model, not a curated record
CAAAACAGAUGAAUAAUCAAUCACGUUCAACGCUAUAAAUCAUUACCCAAAUUAUACCAGGAAUUCAAUUUUGAACUUCUGCAUACGUUGUAAAGAAAACAAUGAGUACUCUGAACCCAUGCUUCUUCAUCACGAUAAUGGUACUCACGGCCUUACGAUUGGCCGCGGCUCCACCUCCUCCACAAAGACCUAUUAAAAAUACGGUUGAACAAGCCGAGGCGGAACCUUACCCUGAUUCCGAUGAUUUUGAUUUGGGCACUCGGCAUUACAAUAAAUAUCUUAUGGACGUGGUAAGCGUUUUAGACGGCGACGAACAUGGCAAAAAAUUGCUUCAGGAAAUGAGUCAAAUCGAUAUAGCAUUGGGAAAUUUUACGAAAGAUUUCAAGCUUAAAUCCAAAGAGGCUUACGAACAACUCAAUCAAUUGAAAUCGGACGAGCUCGAGAGAUUGAGACAUUUGAUGAAAACUCAACAAGGCAUUCCGAACGAUCUAACAGAUCAUAUCGAUACCAAUAAACGACAUUUCGACAACGCCGACCUGAUACUUCUGCUUCAAAAGACCAUUAAAGACAUAGACGAGAAACGCAAGGAGGCCUUUAAAAACUAUGAGAUGGAAAAGGCAUACAACAAGACCAAAAUGUUGGAGAAAAUGUCGCCCGAGCAGAAGAUCGAAUUCCAGAAAGCCGAAAAAGACCACGAAAAUAAGAGGCAGCUUGAUGAGAAGAAAAACCCCACUCAUGAACCCGGCAGCAAAGAACAAUUGGUAGAAGUGGCUGAAGAAAAAGAUCAUUUGGAAAAUUUCGAUCCCAAAACUUUCUUUCACUUGCACGAUUUGGACGGAAACGGAUUAUGGGACGAAGAUGAAAUAGGAGUUGUUAUACAAAACGAGGUGGAUAAAAGAUUUCCUCCUAACGACCCUACCGUGGACCCGGUAGAAAAGGAAGAGUUUAGGGAGAACGUUAAGGACGAUAUCUUGAAUGAGGUGGAUACCAAUAAGGAUUUAUUUAUAUCCCUUAAUGAAUUUUUGAAGGAUUACAACGAACCAGAAACACACGACGCUAAUAAACCGGAAGAACAUACAACUCUUUACUCCCCCGAGGAGUACCAGGAUAUGGUCGAAGAAAGGGAGAGGCUUUUCGAUCGCCAUCUCACAACUAUGAAUAUCAAUCAAUUACGUCAGAACGAUAAUUCUACAAUCAACCAUCAUGAACAACAGCAAUUGGAAAACAAUAGAGUAUAAUAUAUCGUGAUAACUCUAUAAUAAUACGUUUUAAUUUUGUAAAAAAAAAAAUCGAGAUUUGCCAAUAAUAAUAAAUAAAUAUUAUAUUUUCUUAAUUUUUAGCAUAUAUUUUGUUCACUUUUUUGGAUCUUAACCUAACUUAUUUUUUUUAACUCCUCAAAAAAUAUGUCUAUAUUGAAAAUCCGUUCAAGUAUUCCAUGCACAUGUCUUUCUGUCUUCCUAUAAAUAUAUAAUUAUUUAGCCAA